CGCGCGGCGACUGGCGGACGAGCCCGAGCCGCGGAGCCGCGCGUCUCCCGCAGCCUGCGCUCCCGCUCCGGCGCCCGCAUCUCCUGCUGCGGGGCCAGCACCGGCGAUGAGGAGCGGAGCCGCCUGUCUUCCGAGCCGCUGAAGCAUUCGCCGCCGAUCGCCCGGAGGUGCGGGAGCCCGUGCGACCCGGGCGCGGGGACUCGGGGCAGGGGAGGGACCAAAGGGCUCCCCUACGGCCCCAGCCGCCGCGCCGCGGACUCCAGAAGGUGAUCAUUCCGCUCUCCCGCCCCUUUCCCUCCCCCCGACUUAACUUUUUGUCUCAGCUCGUCGGCCGCCAGGUCUCCUUUCCGCAUACCCACCCGCGGCCGUGCCAUCCGCCCGGGGCAUGGGCCCCCCGACCAGGCUCCAGGAGGCGCCGCGGCCUCACAAGACGUGAGAGGCCCGCUUGGGUAGAUUCCGAGGUUCCGGAGAGCAGCGGAGAGCUCCCAGCCAGCGCCCGCGCGCCUGGCCGGGUGGCGGUGAGCGCUGCGCCCCGCGCGCGGUGCAGAACGUCCCGGAGCGCCGGAGCCGCGACUGAAGCGAGUAGCUGGCCCGAGGCGCGCGGCGGAGCAGGCUGUCAUGCCCUAUUGAUCCCCCCGCCCCCCGCCAAGUAUGUUUGGGCUGGACCAGUUCGAGCCCCAGAUCAACAGCCGGCACGCUGGCCAGGGCGAGGGGAACUUUAACGAAGCCGGACUGAACAUGAACGCCCACUUUAAGGCUCCUGCUUUCCACGCCGGCCCCCCUCCUGGCCCUGUGGACCCUGCCAUAAGCGCUCUGGGUGAACCCCCGAUCUUGGGUUUGAACAUGGAGCCCUACGGCUUCCACGCGCGCGGCCACUCCGAGCUGCACGCAGGGGGGCUGCAGGCGCAGCCUGUGCAUGGCUUCUUCGGUGGCCAGCAGCCUCACCAUAGCCACCCCGGAGGCCACCACCCGCACCAGCAUCACCCCCACUUCGGGGGCAACUUCGGUGGUCCGGACCCAGGUGCCUCGUGUCUGCACGGGGGCCGGCUGCUUGGCUACGGAGGUGCAGCGGGCGGCCUGGGCAGCCAGCCGCCCUUCGCAGAGAGUUAUGAGCACAUGGCGGAAAGCCAGGGGCCGGAGGGCUUCGGCCCGCAGCGGCCAGGAAACCUCCCGGACUUCCACAGUUCGGGCACCUCGGGCCACGCCGUGCCUGCCCCGUGCCUGCCGCUGGACCAAAGCCCUAACCGGGCCGCCUCUUUCCACGGCCUGCCCGCCUCCAGCGGCUCGGAUUCUCACAGUCUGGAGCCCCGGAGGGUGACGAACCAAGGAGCUGUAGAUUCGCUGGAAUACAAUUACCCGGGCGAGCCGCCCUCAGGACAUUUUGACAUGUUUUCGCCCUCUGACUCCGAAGGGCAGCUGCCACAUUAUGCGGCGGGUCGCCAGGUUCCCGGGGGCGCCUUCCCGGGUGCUUCAGCCUUGCCCAGGGCCGCUGGCAUGGUGGGUUUGUCCAAAAUGCACGGCCAGCCACCGCAGCCUCCACCACAACAGCAGCAACCUCAGCACGGAGUAUUCUUCGAGAGGUUUGGCGGGGCCCGGAAGAUCCCUGUGGGUCUGGAGCCUACGGUGGGCUCCCGGCACCCGUUAAUGCAGCCUCCCCAGCAGGCCCCACCACCCCCGCAGCAGCAGCAGCCCCCGCAGCAGCAGCAGCAGCAGCCGCCACCACCGGGGCUUCUGGUCCGACAGAAUUCCUGCCCUCCUGCUCUCCCGCGGCCCCAGCAGGGCGAAGCUGGCACACCCAGCGGCGGCCUGCAGGACGGGGGCCCCAUGCUGCCCAGCCAGCACGCGCAGUUCGAGUACCCCAUCCACCGGCUAGAGAACCGGAGCAUGCACCCGUAUUCUGAGCCCGUUUUCAGCAUGCAGCAUCCCCCUCCUCAGCAGGCGCCCAACCAGAGGCUGCAGCAUUUCGACGCGCCCCCCUACAUGAACGUGGCCAAGAGGCCGCGCUUUGACUUCCCGGGCAGCGCAGGCGUGGACCGUUGUGCCUCGUGGAAUGGCAGCAUGCACAACGGCGCCCUGGACAACCAACUCUCUCCCUCUGCCUACCCAGGCCUUCCCGGCGAGUUCACACCGCCUGUGCCGGACAGCUUCCCCUCGGGACCGCCCUUGCAGCACCCAGGUCCCGACCACCAGUCUCUGCAGCAGCAGCAGCAGCAGCAGCAGCAGCAGCAGCAGCAACAACAGCAGCAGCAGCAACAGCAGCAGCAACAGCAGCAACAGCAACGCCAGAAUGCGGCCCUCAUAAUUAAACAGAUGGCGUCUCGGAACCAGCAGCAGCGGUUGCGACAGCCCAACCUAGCCCAGCUAGGCCAUCCUGGGGACGUGGGCCAGGGCGGCCUGGUCCACGGAGGUUCGGUGAGCGGCUUGGCUCAGACAAACUUUGAACGCGAAGGCAGCAGCGCGGGUGCGGGGCGCCUGGGGGGCUUCGAGCAGCAGGCGCCCCACCUAGCGCAGGAGAGCGCGUGGUUCCCGGGUCCACACCCGCCGGGAGACCUGCUGCCCCGGAGGAUGGGCGGCGCGGGGUUGCCGGCAGACUGCGGCCCGCACGACCCUGGCCUGGCACCUCCCCCUGCUCCGGGUGGCUCAGGGGUGCUCUUUCGAGGCUCUCUGCAGGAGCCUCUGAGGAUGCCGGGGGAAGGCCACGUGCCAGCGCUGGCUUCACCCGGGUUGCAGUUUGGGGGCAGCUUGGCUAGCCUAGGCCAGCUGCAGUCGCCUGGGGCCGGUGUGGGACUGCCCAACGCUCCUUCGGAGCGGCGGCCCCAGCCUCCGGACUUCCCUGCGCCAGCUCUCGGGGGCCAGCCCGGCUUUCCAUUUGGCUCAGGGAGCCGGCAGGCCACGCCGCACAGCGCUCCGGGCGUGAACUCGCCCCCGAGCGCGGGCGCGGGCAGCGGCAGCUCCGGCGCUGGCGGGGCAGCUUACCCGCCGCAGCCGGAUUUCCAGCCCAGCCAGCGCAACUCGGCCAGUAAACUGGGCGCGCUGUCGUUGGGGUCCUUCAACAAGCCCAGCUCCAAGGACAACCUGUUCGGCCAGAGCUGCCUGGCUGCGCUCUCCACCGCUUGCCAGAAUAUGAUCGCCAGCCUGGGUGCUCCCAACCUCAACGUGACUUUCAACAAGAAGAACCCACCCGAGGGGAAGAGGAAACUGAGCCAGAACGAGCCCGACAGCGUGGCCGCAGCCGGCAACCCGGGCUCGGAUUACUUCCCUGGUGGGACUUCUGGGGCCCCUGGACCCGGAGGCCCUUCCGGGGCCAGUGGUGGCGGCUCUAAAUCCUCAGGACCGCCCAACCCACCCAUCCAGGGGGAUGGCACCAGUCUCUCCCCCAAUUAUACCUUGGAGUCAACAUCGGGGAACGAUGGCAAGCCUGUCCCAGGGGGCGGUGGCCGGGGAAGGGGACGCAGAAAAAGGGACAGCGGUCACGUGAGCCCCGGGACCUUCUUCGACAAGUACUCCGCAGUUCCUGACAGUGGGGGAGCACCAGGGGUGAGUCCCGGGCAGCAGCAGGUUCCCAGCUCGGCGGCGGCGGCGGCGGCUGCUGCUGCUGCUGCUGCUGCGGGAAGCUCAGUGAACGAGGCCCGCGGGCCCACGCCCCACGAGAAGGCCCUCACGUCGCCGUCGUGGGGAAAGGGAGCCGAGCUGCUCCUUGGGGACCAGCCGGACCUCAUGGCGUCCCUGGACAGCACAGCCAAAUCGGACGGCAGUUCCCCGCACGUGGGCGAGUUCGCCUCCGAUGAGGUGAGCACAAGUUAUGCCAUCAACGAGGACGAAGUGUCCUCCAGUUCCGACAACACCGCCGCCCUGGCCAAAGCCAGCCGCAGCCCCCUGGUCACCAGCUCACCCAAACUCCCUCCUCGAGGGGUGGGUGCUGGGGAACACGCACCGAAGGCUCCCGCCCUCGGCCUGGGUAUCCUGUCUACCUCUACCUCGACCCCUGACAGCUACGGUGGUGGCGUGGGCACCGGCCACCCUGGCACUCCAGGCCUGGAGCAGGUCCGGACCCCGACGAGCAGCAGCAGCAACAGCAGCAACAGCAGCAGCAGCAGCGGUGCGCCGCCCCCCGACGAGAUCCAUCCCCUGGAGAUCCUCCAGGCCCAGAUCCAGCUGCAGAGACAGCAGUUCAGCAUCUCGGAGGACCAGCCCCCCCUGGGGCUCAAGGGUGGCAAAAAGGCUGAGUGUGCCGUCGUCGGGGCCUCAGGAGCACAGAAUGGGGACAGCCAACUGGGCAGCUGCUGCUCCGAGGCCGUCAAGAGCGCCAUGAGCACCAUCGACCUGGACUCUCUGAUGGCAGAGCACAGCACCACCUGGUACAUGCCUCCCGACAAGGCCCUGGUGGACGGUGGCGAUGAGGACAAGACGACGCUGGCGCCCUGGGAGAAGGCCAAGCCCCAGAACCCCAACAACAAAGAAGCCCAUGACCUCCCUACCAACAAGGCCUCAGCCACCCAGCCCGGCAGUCACCUGCAAUGCCUGAGCGUCCACUGCACAGACGGUGACCCCAAGGCCCGCGCCUCCGUACCCACCUGGCGGUCUCUGCACUCCGACAUCUCCAACCGGUUCGGGACGUUCGUGGCCGCCCUGACUUGAGCCUGUGGGAGCCCCUCCCUGCCCUGCCCACCCGUGAAGGGCCUCCGUGGCUGAGCAGACUCGUGUUUUUUUUGUUUUUUGUUUUGUUUUGUUUUGUUUUUUUGUCUAGGUUGGUACCUGCUUAGUGGCGCUCGGAAUGGAAAGGGUUCGUUUGGAAAGGGGCUGGGGAAGGUUGAUAAAAAAAAAAAAAGAAAAACCUCAGAAAAUAAUUAAAGAGACCGCGUGCCACGUCGUGCCGACACCAGUGUCCGUUCUCAGCCAACAGCGAGCGCUGUCUCAAAGCCGUUUUCCUGCUAGAGAGCUCCCUGCUUUCUGUACUCGGAGUGUGUUCUAGAAGGCCCUUGCCGUGUUUAAGCCAAGGCGGGGUGCACCUGGUACCCCUUUUCUUUUUUUAUUCUCUUUGAUUCUCCCCUCCUCCUCCCCCUUCUCCUUCCCCGUUGCUUCUGUUCGUCACUGACUAAGAUGGAGAUCUUGGAGAACAGUGUUCUGGAAUCGUCCGGGGUGGAAGCCGCAGGGUCUCUGUAGCGUCCGCUACUCUUGUCCGCUACUCUUGUCGUCACCAGUUAGGAGACAAAGACCACGAGCAGCUUGAGGAACGGCCAGGGACUGGGUUGUCUCCGUUCCCAGAGAACUUGGAGAGGUAUUUCCCUCACUGGCCCUUAGCCUUCGGCUAGCUUCCACUUUUCCCACUGGGAACUGCUCCUCUGGUCCCUCCUGGGUUGUGUGCUGGAUGCUGGGGUGCUGGGACCAGCCACUUGGAGGAAGGAGCCUCCCGGGGCCAUGAACUCCCUUCCCCUUCACUGACCUGACCACUGCACACUCUGACUUCUCUGUGCUGAGCAGGGUGGUCUUGUGACCCUUCAAGGGGACGGGAGAGGAGCGGUCAGUUGUCCCAGUGACCUCCUGGCCCUGCUCUCCCAGAUCUCACACUUCCUUCUAGCCCACUCUAAGUGACUCCAUCCCUGGGAGGAGGGAUUAAGGCAGCCAGACUCAGGCUGAGACACCCUCUCUGAUCCUGCAGUUCCCUUACGGGGGUAGGAGGGAAAAAGGAUAAAAUGAGCGGCUUCAUGAUGUCCGUUCCGGGCCUCACGUUCCGUUCCCUUCACGGGAUAUCUCCUGCCCUUUUGAUUUCAUUUCAUUCAGAUUUAAAAAGCAGAGCCCUGCCCCAUGUGUCCCCUGGGAGAGGCGCUCCCCCUCCCCACAGCCCCCCUUAAGCAGAGAGGAGCAGAGAUUGCGGUGCUGAUGUGGAUGACGUCUUAGGGUGUGGUCUAAACCCUACCGGCCUGUGUGACCCACUGCUGUGGGGCCGUCCGUCCCUGGGAGGGUCAGCCAGAGCUAGCCCUCUAGUCUCAGCUCAGUUUUUUGUUGUUAGUGUGUCUUCCCAAUUGCUCCUUUCUGAACCCCCACCCCGACUUGACAGAACCCCCUUCCUUUUCUUAGCAAGAGGCCUGAAGGCUCGGGGCUCUCCAGAUGCCCAUAUUGUUUGUGUUGAGGGACUUUCAAUUAUGGGAGCCGCUUGCCAAAAGCUGGCUCUCUCCCUCCUCUCCUCCUCCUCCUCCUCUUGGCUGAGGUCUGAACCCCCAGGGUCUACACUUGUUGUCUGGGCAGUGUGAUGGGGCGCAGAGGGCAGACAGAAACAGGUGACAUGGACUGGUGAGCAAGACACGCCCUCUGUUCUAUGCCCAGAGCGGUGAGGGGAUGGCCGUAGGAGCAUCCUCCAGGCUUUGGUCCAGACUCUACAUUCACCCUCAGAGUUUGCGAUGCCUAGCUGUCCGAGAGAGCCAGCCUUUCCCUCCCCAAACAAGAAUGACUUCUCCUUCACUGCUUAAGGCCGGGGAACGAGUGUCCCAGCGUCCAUCAACAAACAUCCCAGCAUCAAGUCCACAUGCAGCCACCGGCAUAUGGCUCAGGCCACCUCCAAAACCCCGGAAGUGUCCAGUGUUCUCACGUUCUCACUCCCCACGACCCCAGGGUGAAACAGCGUUUAAAAUAGCCUUAAGCAAAAGGAUGCCAUGUCAUUAAACUUGGUUUUAGUGGAAAGAGUUUAAAGGCGGACGAAAACCACGUCCGAAGUGCGCGAGAGCCCGGGGACACUGUAAUCAGUAUGCAGCUAGCUCCAGUAGAGAGAAGGAAAUCGCUAUUGCACAUGUAAAAUAUGAACCCUUAACCCUGCGGUGCGUGAGCCUGUAAGCUUUUUUGACUCUUAAGGAAAAACCGUUUCUGAAAUGCUUGGGAAGACAGUGACAGAAGCUCAUGAAACUGAGUGGUAUUUUUCUUUCUUUUUUUAAAAAAAAAAAUAUGUAAAGUUGAGUCUUCCGUAUUCACGCAUUACUGUAUAUACGUGUAUAUGUUUUGCUGAGCGGCUUAAAUAACAAUAAAUACAACGUUAAUGGUG
Peromyscus californicus insignis is the source of this 7033-nucleotide messenger RNA. It is a transcript of the gene Mn1, whose product is annotated as MN1 proto-oncogene, transcriptional regulator. Gene Ontology annotation, biological process: regulation of DNA-templated transcription. Lineage: Eukaryota; Metazoa; Chordata; Mammalia; Rodentia; Cricetidae. The transcript is spliced from 2 exons. The coding region runs from base 652 to 4638 and encodes 1328 amino acids. The record is from RefSeq and is a predicted model, not a curated record.